GUGUUGAGGCGUUUCCAUAGCACCAGUUAAAUGUUAACGUAGAUAUUAAACUCGAUGAAGCACUCAGUCCUGAACACCUAGAGUUCAUCAGGAGGGUAUGUGCUGUCAAGUAUAUGGCCAGUAGGGGGGUUAAUAUAUCAUUAGAUAAUGCUAAAGACUAUGUGGAGACGGAGCAAUGGAAAACUUUUUGGGAAGAAGUCUGGGCUAUUACUCCCUCCCGUGGAGAGCCCAGUAUAUGGGAAUACAUGAUCAUCUCCACUAAACGCUUCGAGUUUGUGUCUAAGGAGGAAUCUAUCCUCUACCUGUCCAAGAUUGAGUUGUUCAUGGAGAUGGAGAUGGCUAUCAGCAUGAACCAGAACCAGUCACUGCUUUUCAGGGGAACUCCUGAGUAUGAUAUGGUGAAAGCUGCAGCCAAGAAGGCUAUGAAUGCUAACCAUGCUCCGCCCCAACCUACAAUCGCUCAACCCCCUGGGGGGAUAAAGCGCCUCACUGUAGAGGAGAUCAUGGCCCUAGAGGAUCAUAGAAGAUACAAUACCUACCUAACCUUAAUUAAUAAGUGAUGUGUAAUUGAUUGAAUUGAUCAAUCUGAUUGAUUCGAUUUUUUUCUCACUCUUCUGAUCCAUUUCAGAUAGAA
Molecule: messenger RNA, 634 nt
Organism: Eurytemora carolleeae
Lineage: Eukaryota; Metazoa; Arthropoda; Copepoda; Calanoida; Temoridae
Exons: 2
Coding region: 114-560 (148 amino acids)
Source: RefSeq, a predicted model, not a curated record